CCGCCAGCGCCAGUCAUCGAGCGGCGGCCGUCUGAGAUGCUACUGUGAAGCUUUAAGUGAUACGUUUCGAUUCAUGUGACAUGCGCGCUCAUAUUAUAUCAUACUUUGAAUAAAAACAAACAUACGAAUUGGAUUUCAGUGAUCAAAUUCUGUGAUAGUGUACUCUAUACAUUCUAGUAUACUUACAAGUUUUAUGAAACGGUUUCUUUACGCUUGUGCUGUGUUUAUAUGUCGGGAUCGCGGCGCCCGAUCCGUCGCCGUGUUAGAGGGACAUCGCCCUCCAAGAGUUUGUAAAGAGAUGAAGCGGCGGGCGCGGUCGGGCGGCGCGGCGCGGUGAGGCCGGCGAUGGAUCACGCGGUGAAGGCGAUGUCGGCGCGCGGGCCGUUCGCGCGGCUGCUCGCGCGCCGCCGCUUCGAGUCGGCCGAGCUGGAGGAGCUGUACGCGCGCUACGCCUGCAAGCUGCAGCGCACCUCCGUCGGCUCGGCGCUGGCGCUGUGGGCGGUGCUGGCGGCGGCGCUGGCGGCCGUCGACGCCACCCGCGGCUGGCGGAGAGCACCACAGGUGGGCGUGCUGAGCGCGCACGCUGUGCUGUGCGGCGGGUUGGCGUGGUGGUGCGGGCGCUCGGGCGGCACACCUGAGCGGCGCUUACCUCGCGCGUGUUGGCUGGCGCUGGCGGGCGGCGGCACGGCGCUGGCCGCCACGCUGCCCGCCUGGAGCCCUGGCGCCGCGGCCGAGGGGGCGGCGCACGUGGUGUGGGCCGUGUUCGCUGCUUACGCGCUGCUGCCGGUCGGCGCGCCCGUCGCUGUCGCCUUUGGUCUGCUGCUGCCCGCGGCGCAUACUGUCGCCGCCGCGCUCGUCGCGUAUCGCUUCCCGUACCACGUGUGGCAACAGCUGCUGGGCAACGUGGUGGUGUUUGUGUGCGUGAACGUGGUUGGCGCGCUCAUGCACUCGCUCAUGGAGAACGCGCAGCGCCGCGCCUUCCUCGACACCAGGAACUGUAUUGCAGCACGACUCGACAUGGAAGACGAAAACGAAAAACUGGAACGAUUGCUGCUAUCCGUACUUCCGCAGCAUGUCGCCAUGGAGAUGAAGAACGACAUAAUAUCGCCUGUCGAGGGACAGUUCCACAAGAUUUACAUACAGAAGCACGAGCAAGUCAGUAUCCUGUUCGCCGAUAUAGUGGGAUUCACGGUGCUAGCGUCGCAGUGCAGUGCGCAGGAGCUGGUGCGGCUACUGAACGAACUAUUCGGUAGAUUCGACCAGCUGGCUAACGACAAUCACUGCCUACGUAUAAAGAUCCUGGGCGACUGUUACUACUGCGUGUCCGGGCUACCAGACCCUCGCUCUGACCACGCGCGCUGCACCGUCGAAAUGGGACUGGAUAUGAUCGAUGCGAUUGCGUCCGUAGUAGAAGCGACAGACGUGCAAUUGAACAUGCGUGUUGGGAUACACACGGGACGGGUGCUCUGCGGCGUGCUCGGUCUUCGCAAGUGGCAGUACGACGUGUGGUCCAACGAUGUGACGCUGGCCAACAACAUGGAGGCUGGAGGUGAACCGGGCCGAGUACACAUAACGCAAGCGACCCUGGAAUGUCUCGGAGGUGCUUACGAAGUGGAACCUGGUCACGGCUCCACCAGAAACGCGUACUUGCGUGAUCACUCUAUCCAGACAUAUUUUAUCAUCCCCCCACCUCGACGGCGAAAAAUGUGCCUGUCAGCAGGACUGGGGUCAGGGUCCCGUCGUAAGCUCUCUUUCAAAAACGUGUCCAACGUUGUGGUCCAACUGUUGCAUUCGAUAAAAUUCAACGUAGACGUGCCUUUUUCCAACAUGGCCGCCUCGCCUCAGGAACUUAAGGCAAAUGCUGCCAGAAAGGUGAUGGACCUGAAGCGCGCGCUGCACGCGGAGCCGGGCUCGGCGGAGGCGCUGCGGCUGGCGGCGCUGCGCGGCGAGCACGUGAGCGGGAGCACCCCCGCCCCCGCAGCCCCCGCCGCCCCCUCCACCGCCCCGCACCACCACACCUUCGACGCGGUCAUGCAGCACCACGCCCUGCGCACACACGCAACGAAUAAAGUGACGGAGAAGUCUAAGCGGUUGGUGAAAAAGCGUCACUCGUCUGUGUACCACCAGCCCUCCAACCGCGUCAACAAGUUCCUGGCGCAGGCAAUCGACGCACGCUCCGUCCACCGGGAGAAAGCUAUCCACGUUCAUCUCCUCACACUUUGCUUCAAAGACGCUGCCAAAGAAACACAGUAUAGAGCAUCAACAGAUGGUGGAUGGGCGGGGUCACUCAGCGCUGCGCUAGGAGCGCUCGUAGCAGCUGGGACCUUACAGGCUGCCAUACUGCCUCGCACUACCAUCCUUUUGCUGCUCUUCGUGACAGCGUUCGCUUGGUCCGCCGCUGUGCUGGCUCUAACACUGGCUGCUCGGCUGAGGCUCAUCCCCUGCGAUGUGUCCCGACCAUUCGCUCUGAGGAACGCUAUCACGACCUUCACUAUUGUACUGGGCUACGCGGUGGGGCAGGUUAAUGUUUUUCCCCAAUUUCAGAUAACGUGUCACGAGGUCAACGUAUGCGCGAACCUUACUGACAAUAUAACGAUGGAUACCAUUCGUUCCACAUCGGGCGAGCUGGCUUCCAAUCUAUGGAGUAGCACGGACCACCUGGCCUGUCCCAUUCCGUUGUACAUCACCCUGGGUUGCUGCCUCAGUAUGCUGGCGGUGGCAGUGUUUCUGCGGCUACCCAUCCUGGUGAAGGGGGUAUUGCUGGCUGUGAUGACGACUGGAUAUGUGGCCGUUAUAUUGCUAUACCAUAAACAUAUCUUCGACUGCUAUGAUCUUAUGACGGAUCCCGGCGCGGUCGGCUCGGCGUACAUAGCGUCCGCGUGGACGCUCGCUCUGGCGGUGGCAGUGUUGCUGCACGCGCGGCAGACCGAGUGGACGGCGCGCCUCGACUUCCUCUGGCAGGUGCAGGCGCGCGACGAGAAGAGGGACAUGGACGCGUUGCAGGCAUCGAACCGGAGAAUACUGUUCAAUCUACUGCCAGCGCACGUUGCGACACAUUUCCUGGACCAGUUUAGGACAAACAUGGAGCUUUACCACCAGUCGUACCAACGCGUUGGCGUGGUGUUCGCUUCUAUCACCAACUACCACGAGUUCUAUAUGGAGCUGGACGGCAACAACCAGGGCAUGGAGUGCUUGCGACUACUCAACGAGAUCAUUGCCGACUUUGACGAGUUAUUAGGCGAUGAUCAUUUCAGUGCAAUAGAUAAAAUAAAAACUGUUGGGUCGACAUACAUGGCUGCCGUUGGGCUCAUUCCCGACAAAAAGAUGUCCGACGAUCCGAGCACUCAGAAACAUAUGGCUACGCUGGUAGAAUUCGUGUUCGCAAUGCGAGACAAACUCAAAGAUAUCAAUGACAAUUCCUAUAAUAAUUUCAUGCUACGAGUCGGCAUUAAUGUUGGGCCAGUGGUGGCUGGUGUCAUAGGGGCUAGAAAACCUCAGUACGACAUUUGGGGCAACACAGUCAACGUGGCCUCUCGAAUGGACUCUACAGGGUUACCAAAUCACACGCAGGUUACGGAGGAAGUUUUUCAGGUGCUAAAAGAUAUGCCUUAUCAAUUCGUGUGUCGAGGCAAAGUGAAAGUGAAAGGCAAAGGCGAGAUGACUACUUACUUUUUAACCGAUAGAGCGCAAUCGAGUGGCGCCGCUCCGAGUAACUCAAACGGCCAGCCGCAGAAUCCACCGACCAUGUACGGUGGUGUAGCGACACCGCUGGCGAUGUUACAAAAUUCAGCGAGACGGGCUGCAGCGCAACCGUCGAGGCUGCCUCCCCUCAGAGAGACCUCUGUGACUGGGGAAAAUGAGCCUUUACUACCUUCGAACGGUCACCAAAGCAACGGUAACAACCACAAAGGCAGCAAAGGACGGAGAAAUAAGGAGCCAGAAGACACACCACCGCCUCCCCCGCCGCAUGGAGUGAAUGGAAAUCCUCGGUGGCCUCCGCCCAGAGCGUUGGUCCCGCCGUGGCCGCGACCACAAGAACCGCGUCCACCAGCCGUUCACAAAAGGAGACCUCCGACCAGAUUACCGAGACCGCGGUCUAGUGAAAGUCUACCUCUGGCGAGAAGUCCGAGGGUGCAUUCGUCCGCAGACGAAUUAAGCUCUCUAACCCGUUCCCCUAGUCUCAGCUCGUCGGACGAAAGCUACUCACGGACGACUGACGCUUCCCCUUCUCCCCCUAGACCCGCUCCCUGGUUGCCCCCUCCUAGACCGCAGCGAACCGAAAACAAUUCCGCGUAUGACUAUCCGCCUAUUCGACUUAACAAACCCAGUCCUAAUAUUAUAAACGAAAUAUAUGCCAAACAUAAAUUGAAUAAAAAAGCUUCCCUCGAAGAGAAAAUUCUCGACAGCAGUAUAAACUUUCAAAAGGAGGAAGAAAAAUUACAAAGAAGCAUUAUAAAUAUGCUUCAGGCCUCAGUCAAGAGGGACGGAUGCAGUCAGACCGAUAAAAAAGACGUCCCGCAUCGCCUCACACAAAGAACGAGUUCUUUUUCAAGUUCGGGAAGUCGGCCGAAUAAUUUAAAACAUUUAAAUCAUGACAGCAGGGAAGUGUUCUCGAAACGGAGUCCUUCCGACGUUGCGUGCGUACCGCCUUUUGAGAGAGAGAUUCAGAGGCUGUUGGAUGAUAAAAAUCUUAUUAAAAUUAAUUCUCCUAAAGUAGAAAGAAAGGACCUGAAAUUAGAAUUAAGAGCGCCAAACUCGUCUGUGGAAGCAGUCCGGAAUUGCAACAACAACAACAGCAGUCCGCUGCAUGCGGUGGGGCUGGCGGCCAUCACGCAACUGGCGCGGCAGGAGCCGCCUAGCCCACGCCCCCGCCCCGCCGCCUCACCCCUCAAACCCACCGCGGACUUCCCCGGAGUUUUACCGACCGACGUUGUUGUAGAACUACCCUCUCCGACGCAUUCGACUGAACAGAACUCCAGUGUGCCAAGUGUAAAAAAGACAGAACCAGCAAUAAUUAAAGAGAAGCAUGAAAAAGAAUUACAGGACAGACUGCAAAACCGGGUGACCACUUCUAAUCAUAGAGAGAUGGGUGUCUACGGGGAAAGUCAGUCGGAGUGGAGCUCGUCUUGCUCAGAGGGAGAAGGAGAGGGUGACGGUGGGCAGCCGGAGAGCACCGGCUACACCACGGACGAUCCAGCGUUAGAGAACGUGUCAAUGCUGAACGAGGCAGGCCUCACGGACGCAGAGGCAGCCUUGAGCGACGUCAACUCUUGCUACUUCGAUAGGGACGACGACGUCUCAUCCCGCGCUUCCUCUCGCCUUUUGGACUCUGAAGCACUCGUGUCACUCGAGUCCCUCAGCGCCAUCUAUGAUUCCGAUGAACCAGCGCACAGGUACUUAGCGAACAUUCGAACGGUAAGCGAAUCGAUAACGAGGAACUUUGGCCAGUCCGCACACGUCACCGAUGGUGAGAGCGAUGUUUAGCAGCGGCGGAUGUCACUUCGGGGCUUCGUUCACAAUUCGUUUUGUGUUUAAACAUGACAGACGUUCCAAAGAAAUAUAAGUCUGAAUGGACGGCAAAAGUGUAUUGAGCUCUCUUCUUAAUUAAUACUCAGUUCUGGAUUUAGGACGUGGUGGUGAUUACUGUUCGAGGAUGUUACCUUGCCCGAAAAGUUAAACACUUCAUUAAUCAUUGCUAUUGAACUGCUAACGUGCCUGAUUUAAAUCCUGUGUGUACUUUAUAAUUAUAUUAUGUAAAUUGUCAAUAUGUACCUAUUAAUGACACUGUAUGAUAUUCAUUGUACAUUUACGAACGCCAUGUGAUGGCUCUUCGAAUCAUCUAGACGUAUGCGGUGAUCUCUACAAUUAUAAGGUGCUCUGAUUUAGAAUUAUUAGUUAUUUGUCUUGUGAUAAAGAAGUAGGGAAUUCACUAUACGAUCGACCAAUAUCUGUAAACGUCGGUGUUAGCGUAAGGGCUGGUCCCUCUGUAAUAACUAUAGAAUCAUCCAAAGGACUUGUUUGUGAGAUUGUCGGCUAGUGUGGUUCAGUGAUGACGUAUUAAUUUUGCAUUUCAAUUCAUAUUAUUUAAGCAUAAUAUUGUUGUUACCACAAUUUACUGUACUGCUACUAAUAUAAGAUAGCUUACUGCGAAUCAUCUGUUGCUAUUAUAUUUUUAUCUCUUGUUUAAUUUCUCCUUAAUUCUAGUCAGCUUUUUCCUACUUCAUAUAUAUCUUUAUAUGUAUUUCUUUUCUUCUAUACAAGUAUUAGCAGUAAAUAUCGGUGCCAUUGCUCUUUAAUUUUAUGUGACUUAAACGAUCAGUAAAAAAAUGAUGUUUAUCAAGCCAAUAUGAUGAAAUGAUUUAAGUACAAAUAAUAUUUGAUUUUUGCAAUAUUAUGUUAUAGGGUUGUAAGCUUUUUUGUAUUAAGUUAUUCAUUUAAUUCUCUAUCUCUCUAUCUCUCAUCUGUCUCGUAAUACUACUUUCGUCUGAUUUAAAACUAUUUUACAAACAAUUUAUAGUAUUUAGAAAAAACCGAGAGUACAACAACUGCAUAGAACACCAGUAUCGAAUAUUUGUUGUAGAAUAUUCCCACAAUAUUUUAGAAUCUUAUAUUGUUUAUUGUAACAUAGUUUUGUGUCAAUUUCGUGUAUCCUUUAAGUAUAAGUGUAAGUGAAAUGAACAACUCGUUUGUGACUAAGGUAUAAUGUGAUUGAGUAAUUACAUAUGACUGCUAUAUUAUUAUGAAAUGCUUAAGGAUUAUUUAACUAAGCUUGUACUUAUUAAAAUGCGAUAAAUAGAUUGCAUUGCCCAAGUUUUGAUGGUCGUGGAACACAAAAUGAUCUAUUAAUUAAUAUAAAUAUUAUUUUUACGGAUCCAACGAUGCUUUGAAAGUAUUAUAACAGCUUGGAUUUUUCUUUUUAUACCAACAAUGAAGUCAAUUAUCGCAUGAUAAAAAUGAAAAUUAUAAAAUGUAGCUUUGGCCAUGGGAUUGCGAAUUUAAAAGAAAACUUGAAAUACUUCUACGAAUUUAUAAAAACGGUUUACUGUAUCAUACUAAAUAAAAAAAUAAAUUUAUAUUUUGUGCUACUCCACACAAAAAAAAUGUUUUUUUUUUUAAUGCACAGUAAGAAAAUUUUUAAUUUUUAUAAUUGUUUUUAAAGCUCAAUUUUCUAAAGUCAUCUUUUAUCAAUGAUGAUCAAGUCAGCUUGUCUUAGUCGUUCAUUUUUUUAUUAUUUUGUAGAAAAAAAAAACAAAGAUGAUGUUCAUUUGUUCAGUAUGAUGAAGUGAUGAUUAUGUAAAAUCAAGUGUCUUUUAACACGAAAGGAGUUUUAGUAAAUAUUGUUAAUCUUUGUAAAUAUUGUUAAUCACCUAUCUAGCGCUGUAAUCUAAGUAGUUUAGAGCAUGCUGUGAAAAUAUAUCUUAUUUUUGGAAGGGAUCUCUUAUUUGCAAUCAGUCUUCUCAGUAUGUCAAUUUUUAAAGAUUUUUCUCGUUAAAAUGUUUAGGUGUAGUGCCAAAUAUUUUGCUUAAUUAUCUCGUUGUAUUUAUUUCAAAACUUACUAUUUAUAUGUUCAUGGUAUUAGUUUAUGUAAUAUUAUAUUUUUUACAAAACAUCUAUGAAUAAACUUAGUUUAGAACUUCCGACUAAACCAGUAGUAACCAUCGACAUAAAUGACAUGUAGAAAAUUAUAAAUUGGUAAUUAAAAUUAUUUAUGUAAUUUAAAUAAUAUAGCUGAUUUAGUCACAGUGAAGAUGUUUCGAUAUAUAUAUUAGAAUAUACAAUUAUAAAUCAACUUAUGACAUAAAAAUAAAUAAAUAUAUUGUAUGUGUUAUGCAAUAAACUAUCGAAAUGGUGUUGAGAUUAUUGCCCUCUUGCUUAGCUUUCAUAUUGCAAGAGCAGGAAGCGAAAUGGCCUUCAAUAUUUCAGUAAUGUUUGAUUAAUUUAUCUCUAAUAUUAAUUUGUAUUGGUCUGUAUUGUUAGUAUAUUAUAAACCUACUACCUAUAUUAGAAUCCGUUAGACUGUAUUAUGACAAACAAUUUUAUUGUUCCUAAAUCAGCUACCACCAAACAAAUGUUUGCCAAAUAUCAAUGUAUUAAUUAAAUUAUUAUUACUGUAUACUUCAAAUUCUGCAUACUUGAGUGAAUUACGUGAUAUAUUUAUUUAUUUCAAUUAAUUAAGCAAUAAUAAUUACAUACAAAUAAAGAGGUUCGAAAGACCGG
Bicyclus anynana (squinting bush brown) is the source of this 8217-nucleotide messenger RNA. It is a transcript of the gene rut, whose product is annotated as Ca(2+)/calmodulin-responsive adenylate cyclase. Gene Ontology annotation, cellular component: plasma membrane. The record is from RefSeq and is a predicted model, not a curated record. Lineage: Eukaryota; Metazoa; Arthropoda; Insecta; Lepidoptera; Nymphalidae. The transcript is spliced from 22 exons. Bases 346 to 5484 code for a protein of 1712 amino acids. Gene Ontology annotation, biological process: intracellular signal transduction; cAMP biosynthetic process; adenylate cyclase-activating G protein-coupled receptor signaling pathway. Gene Ontology annotation, molecular function: adenylate cyclase activity.